Molecule: messenger RNA, 369 nt
Organism: Paracoccidioides lutzii Pb01
Exons: 2
Coding region: 1-369 (122 amino acids)
Source: RefSeq, a predicted model, not a curated record
AUGCCGCAAUUCAUUCCGUCAUCCAUUCUCCCACAGUGGCCCUCCAGCCAGAUUCCUUCACGAGAUGCGAAGAACAUCGAUGCUUUAGUUCAGAAACUCCCCGCCUCAACCAUGGUAUUACACGAUUAUGCUGCGGAAGUCCUGAUAGGGAGGGAAGACCCCGCUGACAGUUUGACCGUAGCCGCAGAAAUGACACGCCACAAUGCAAAUGGAUUGGCGCUUUAUGUGAACGUCUGCUUUCCGCCUGCCAGGAACGAAGGAUUAUUCUAUACAUAUAAUCAUGAAUUUCCGAAGGAUGCAGCACCAUCCCUACGAUUCAUGCGAGCGUACACAUUCCUUGUGUCCAGCGUGAGGAUGUAUACGAGUUGA